This is a messenger RNA of Caenorhabditis bovis, 1053 nucleotides long. The record is from the annotation of a GenBank genome assembly. NCBI's taxonomy places the organism in Eukaryota, Metazoa, Nematoda, Chromadorea, Rhabditida, Rhabditidae.
AUGCGUGUAGACAGUGAUGAAUACGGUACACAUUUGCGGGCAACAGAUGAGUCAACUCCUCGCCGCGGAAUUCGGAGGUUUCUGCUCGGCGAGCAACAGCAGCAGCGGCGGCAUCGGAAACACGACGAGCUAGCACGCGGAUCUCUGCGACACGCCCACGGUCUUCACUUGACACCGAAUUCACGCCGCAAGAUGGGCGCUUGCGUAAAAACUCUACGCUCGUUGGUUUUUAUUUUCAACUUCAUUUUCUGGAUUUCCGGCAUUGUUAUCUUUGCAUUGGGAUUAUGGCUACUUUUGGAUUCGUCUGCUUCGGAUUUCUUCGCUCUCCAUUCAACUCAUCCAGGUUCGUUUAGGAUAGUCGGAUGGCUUCUCAUUGCUGCCGGCGGAAUUAUGGCGUUCAUUGGAUGUUUCGGAUGUUGCGGAGCAUGGAAACUCAAUCAAGGCGCCCUUCUCGCGUUCUUCUUCGUUCUCAUGCUUGUCUUCUUCCUUGAACUUGCCGCCGCAAUCACCGCUUACAACAAGCAGGAACAUAUUCGAAAUUACAUCGAAAGUAGCAUGUACGACACGAUCAGAAAUCGCUACGCCUCAGACACCGCGUACAAGACGGCGUUUGACACUGUCCAAAACGAGUUCCAAUGCUGCGGAGUGAAAUCUUAUUCGGAUUGGCUUGGUGCUAGUUGGGACCGUCGCGGAACUGCACAUCUUGAAGAAGAAGAGGGUCGAGGAAGAAUGGAGCACGGAAUUGGUGCCGUCGGUGGAGGCCGUGGAAAUGGAUAUGGACGAGUGCCGUCAUCGUGUUGUAAUGACGAUGGAAAAUCUGCGUACCCCAGCAAUUGUGGAGUAUCCUUCAAUCAAGCACCUCUCUCGACCUACUCUCAGUUUAUUCAUGAAAACGGAUGCUCCGAUGCCCUAUAUGAUCGUAUCUACAAUCAUCUUGACUAUAUCAUUGCAAUCUGCGUCAUCGUCGGAUCUCUUCAGCUUUUGGGAAUGAUUCUUGCCAUGGCUCUCUGCUGCUGCGUAAGCAAGGAGAACAAGAAAUAUUCAAACUAUUAA